Arabis nemorensis is the source of this 1005-nucleotide messenger RNA. NCBI's taxonomy places the organism in Eukaryota, Viridiplantae, Streptophyta, Magnoliopsida, Brassicales, Brassicaceae. The record is from the annotation of a GenBank genome assembly.
AUGGCGUCCAUGAAACUCGUUCAUCUCUUUCGACGUUACCUCUCGAUCGUUCUUACUCUCUUUCAAACCCUAAUCUCACGUUUCUUCGAUUUUCCAAUACUAAUCAAGAUCGCAGAUUCCUUCUUAUCUCUGUAUUUCCUCGUUUUCUGCGAUCUCCGACCCGUAACCGUCGAUCUAGACGACGGAGAAAGCACCGUACAUUUCUGGAUCUCCGGCCACCGAAGAAUCUCCCGACCGAAUCUCGUCAUGCUCCACGGAUACGGAGGAAACUCGAAAUGGCAAUUCGUCCACCAAGUCUCCGAUCUCUCCAAAUCUUUUAACCUAUUUAUCCCCGAUUUGGUCUUCUUCGGUAAAUCAUACUCCAAGAAUCAAGAUCGGAGCGUUGAGAUUCAGGCGAGCAGCAUCGUCGGAGGAUUGAAGAAAUUAGGAUGCGACGGAGGAGGAAGAGGGAAGAUCUCUGUUUAUUCGAUUAGCUACGGUGGGUUCGUGGCGUAUAAAAUGGCGGAGAUAUGGCCGGAGAUGGUGGAGAAACUGGUGAUUGUGAGCAGUGGAGUUGGGUUUACGCAGCAGGAGAAGACGACGGAGAUGAGAAAACACGGUGGAGAUUAUUGUUCGGAGAUUCUUGUUCCGAAAACUCCGAUGGAUUUACGAACGUUGGUUAGAAUUUCGAUGAAUACUGGUUUAAAGUUUCUUGAUUGGGUUCCUGAUUUUAUACUCUCUCAGUUUAUAACUGUAAUGUAUGAGAAGAAUCGGCAGGAGCUUCUUGAGCUAGCUAAGAAUUUGUUGGAAAGAGAAGAGGAACCAGAAUUGCCUGUAAUAUCACAGAAAACAUUACUCGUUUGGGGUGACAAGGAUAAGGUUUUUCCCUUGGAGCAUGGUUAUCGGCUGCAAAGGCAUUUGCAGAGUUCAAGAUUAGAAAUCAUCAAGGAAAUUGGACACGCUGUUAACAUGGAAGCACCAACUACUCUUAAUAAUUUGAUUACUUCGUUUGUGUUGAGUGUUUGA